Molecule: messenger RNA, 579 nt
Organism: Kalmanozyma brasiliensis GHG001
Lineage: Eukaryota; Fungi; Basidiomycota; Ustilaginomycetes; Ustilaginales
Exons: 2
Coding region: 1-579 (192 amino acids)
Source: RefSeq, a predicted model, not a curated record
AUGUCGGAACAGAAGCAACCACUCAUAUCAAAUCCGGGCGGCUACCGCGAGUCGCUCGAAGACCUCGACCCUCGCUACGCAACCGAGUCGUAUCAGCACCAACCUUCAUCUGCCAACAACAACGUCGUCUUUGACGCAGCGUCCGCGGUCGAAUCGCAAUCACAUCCGUCCCGCGGCGGGGGAGCGUCGUGGCAGUCACAGCCGCAGUCGCUGCAAGGUGGCAGUGGUGGAGGCUCCUAUGGGACGUCGCAAGCGUGGAGUCUCAGCAGCAUCUGCGCGAUCGCAUGGGCACUACCGCCGUUCAGCUCGGCGUUCGUGCUGAUUUGGGAGACCGAGAAUGAUCUGGCGAGGUUCCAUGCAUAUCAGUCUGGGCUGAGCGGAGCACUGUUGAUCGUUGGGCUGUGGGUGUUGAGGAGCUUGCUUGGGCUUAAGACCAUCGGGUUGUUGGUGGGAAUGGGCGCAUAUGGUUGGUUCUGGGUCAACGCAUCAACCGCACAUAAGUCGGCACCAUCGCUCUCGAGAAACCCCUACCUGCCACACAUCGGCGAUAUAGCCUCCAGAUGGGUCGGUGAAGAGUAG